Messenger RNA from Lachancea fermentati, 1758 nucleotides. NCBI's taxonomy places the organism in Eukaryota, Fungi, Ascomycota, Saccharomycetes, Saccharomycetales, Saccharomycetaceae. The record is from the annotation of a GenBank genome assembly.
AUGACAGUGAAGUCGUUUGAGGUAUCCGAACCGCUAGUUUCAAGUUUGAAAGGGUUCGCAUUGGCCAACCCUAAUCUCACUUUGGUCGAAGGUGAGAAUAUUGUGAUGAGAAAAACUGAUGACAAUAAGAUAGCACUAAUAUCAGGUGGUGGUGCUGGUCACGAGCCUACUCAUGCUGGAUUUGUAGGACAGGGGAUGCUAAGUGCCGCCGUAUGUGGCGAAAUAUUCGCCUCCCCUUCCACCAAGCAAAUUUUGAACGCAAUCAAGCUAGCCAGUAAGCAUUCUUCUGGAGUUCUAUUAAUUGUCAAGAACUACACCGGUGAUGUUCUGCAUUUCGGCCUGGCAGGUGAAAGAGCAAGAGCUUUGGACAUCCCAUGCAGAGUCGCUGUAGUAGGAGAUGAUGUCGCUGUAGGAAAGGCCAAAGGUGGCCUUGUAGGACGGAGAGCUCUCGCUGGGACUGUUUUAGCUCACAAAAUUACCGGUGCUUUUGCUGAAAAGUAUUCUGAAAAGUAUGGCCUGGACGGUUGCGCCAAAGUGGUGGAGAUUGUGACCAACAAUUUAGUCACAAUCGGCUCUUCUUUGGAUCACUGCAAAGUUCCAGGUAGAAAGUUCGAGAGCGAACUGUCUGCUAAGCAAAUGGAAUUGGGCAUGGGUAUUCACAACGAGCCUGGUGUAAAAGUUCUGGAACCAAUCCCUUCUACUGAGGAACUCAUUGAGAAAUACAUGCUUCCAAAACUUCUAGAUCCUAGUGAUGAGGAUAGACAUUUUGUUGAUUUUGAUAAAGAUGAUGAGGUUAUCUUACUUGUGAACAACCUAGGUGGUGUCUCCAACCUAAUUCUUUCAGCUAUUGCUGACAAAGCUACGGAGUUCUUGGAGAAAGAUUGGAAAAUCAAGCCUGUGCAAACUAUCACUGGCACUCUUAUGACAUCUUUCAAUGGUAACGGCUUUAGCAUUACUCUUUUGAAUGCUUCUAAGGCCUCGAAACAAUUGUCUGAUGAGUUUAAGGAAGUAAAAUCUGUUUCGGAUCUAUUAAACGCUCCUACUGACGCUCCAGGAUGGCCAAAUAUCACUAAUGAUAGCUCAGCUGCUCCCUCCGUUGACGAAGAUCAAUUGAGAGACGACAUUAAAGUGAAACCCGCAGGAAGGUACGACUUUGAUCACUUCUCAAAGAUGAUGAAGUCGGGUGCCGAGCAGUUGAUUAAAAGCGAACCUCACAUCACCGAAUUAGAUUCAAAAGUUGGUGAUGGUGACUGUGGCUACACAUUGGUGGAUGGUGCCAAGGGAAUUACUGAGAAUCUAGAUAAGAUGGACAAAAACUAUCUUUCACAAGCGUUGGCACAGUGUGCCGACUACAUCGAAAGUUCCAUGGGUGGUACUUCAGGUGGCCUAUACGCCAUUCUAAUCUCUGGCCUAUCCCAUGGUUUGAUUGAGGCCAGCAAAGGUAAUAAGGACGAAUCAGUCACACCUGAGAUUCUUGGGAAGGCAAUGGAAACUGCUCUAGAAACAUUGUACAAGUACACAAAAGCGAGACCAGGUGCUUCUACUUUAGUAGACGCUCUUGAGCCCUUUGUGAAAGAGUUUGCUUCAUCUAAUGAUUUUAACAAGGCUGUGAAAGCAGCAGACGAGGGUGCUCAGUCAACCGCAAAGGCAGAAGCCAAGUUUGGGAGAGCAUCUUACGUUGGAAACUCCUCUAAUAUCCCAGAUCCUGGUGCGAUCGGGUUUGUGGAAUUUUUGAAGGGUGUUCAAGAGUCUCUCUAA